AUGUUAAAAAGAUAUACUCAUGUAUAUGAAUCAAUUAUAAUAUGUUUAAUUUUAUUUAUAAUUUGGAAUCUUUCUUCCAUUAAUCAUAAUGAAUUCUUUUCAAAUGAGUACGAGAACGUGAAUGAGUCUUCAAUAUUAUCUGACACGGAAUUAAAUCAAAAAUAUUGUGGUUCGUCGCAAUGUAAAUUCCUAUUUCUAUAUAAAGUUAUAGAACAGGAAUCAAAAGCUCAAAAGCAUUUCAAACAAUUCGUUCAAAUCGCCCAAAAACUUGAUCGAACGUUAGUAUUAACGAACGUUGGUGAAUCCCGAAUCGGCGCUUGUUUAAAAUAUCCAUUUAGUUAUUAUUAUUCAAAAGAAUUUCUUCAAAAGAAUUAUCCCGAUUUAAGAGUUAUAACUCAACAACAAUUUUCCGAAUGGACGAGAUUACGUAGACAGAAACCUUCCUCCCAUCAAAUCCUUUUUCAAGAAUCUCAUAAACUCGGAUUUGUUGAAAACGAACCGAUUCUUUCCAAAUUAAAAAGUGAUUUAUGUCAUGGUGAAUUCGAAGUUGAUUUUGAUAACAUCAAAUUUUAUAAUUUAAAUAUGGGCGUACUCAAACCGGGAAAAAUUCAUAAGAAUUUAUUAAAUUUUAUUUUUGACACCCUUAAACGAUUUGACGAUGCUGAAAUCUUAUUAAUGAAUCAAAAAUUUCAUUAUGAAUUCUUUCCAAAACGUGUACCCGAUUUAAAGUAUGCGCCUCAUAUAAUUGAUAAGGCUUUGACGAUCACUCAACAUUUACAACCAUUCAUAGCUGCUCAAUGGAGGAUGGAACGUGGAAAUCCUUUAAAUAUGCCAAGAUGUGCUGAAAAGUUGGUAUCACACGUAGAACAUUUAAAAGUCAUUUAUAACACUCGAAAUUUUUAUCUUGCUACCGAUUACCCUUUAAAAGAUUCUUUGUCUCAAUCCUUCACAUUUAAUGAUGUGAAAAUGGAAUAUCACGGAAAAGCAAUUGAGAUUUUAAAAGAUAGAAUUGACUUUCUUAGUUGGUUAAAUUACACUUUAACUGAUCAAUUUGGUAAUGAAAUGGAUGUUAAAGAUUUCGCUCACAGUGGUAUACCGGGAAUUUUAGAUAAAAUCGUAUGUUCAAGAGCAAAAAUAUUUUUGACUGCGCCUCCGGAUUGCAGAAAGCGCACCAGCUCUUACACGAAGAUGAUUAAUGGUGAAAGACUUUCUUUGAUGAAAAUGGGUGUUAAUGGAAUUAAUAAUAUAAAUUUUGAAUGGUAG
This is a messenger RNA of Funneliformis caledonium, 1263 nucleotides long. NCBI's taxonomy places the organism in Eukaryota, Fungi, Glomeromycota, Glomeromycetes, Glomerales, Glomeraceae. The record is from the annotation of a GenBank genome assembly.